ACACCUUAAAGGUCGUUGCAUAGAUCAUGAGCUCACCUGCAAUUUAGGCUCUAUCCCACCUGACGACUCGCACACUUGAGAGCGAGACACCGAAGUGAACACAUCGCACUUCUUGAAUUUCGGUGAAAUCCUAGACCCAGCCACUUUCAACACGAUGAGUAAAGGAGGUCCGAAAACUGGAGUUCCGGGAGGCUGGGGCCCUUGGACGGCUUUUGACCAGGUUGAAACUGACCGCGCCCGGGCCCUCCUUGUUCUGUUCCGAGGUGAGGCGGAGAAGACUCUCAACAACGGCAAAGCGUUCGAGGCGUUCAUACCGCUCUCGUACCAGACACAAGUUGUCGCAGGGACAAACUACAGUAUACUGGCUUUUGUCGGAGAUUUGGGUGGCUCUGGUCAGCCGAAACUGCCUGGGCCAACAGUGCAUUUCGAGGUGUUCUGGGGUCUAGGGCCGGCCUUGCCUGAACUGACCAAGGUCGAAUGGUGGGUUUACGAACAAGCCAAGAAGUAGGGAGUCAACUUCCUAGCCAACAGUGCAUUGCGCAAUUACAGUAGAAGCCGUUUAAUUGCACACCCCAUUUGCCAGCGCAUUUCGUGCAAUUACCCGGAUGGUGCAACAACGCGAAGUUAUCCAGCUGGCCUGCACCACGACGGGAUUUUUUUUUUAUUCUGUGCAAUUAACAGAAGUGUGCGGUAAUCCGUUUUGCAAUUAACUGGCUUCUACUGUACUUACUGCGUUAAGCAGUCAGAGUUUUCUACUUUAACAACCAAAUGUAUGAUGAAGUUUUUGAAGAGUGCUUUCCAACCGUAUAUGGUGAGAGAGAGCUUGACUAAAACGCAGUAAAUUGUGAAUGUACUGCAGACGCUAAGCAAAAUCUGUAAUUUUUACUAUGAUUCUUCAAACUGUUAUAUAGACCGUUGAAAGCUAAAUAUGCCCAUCUAAUUUAAAAUAUGAGUAAAUAAAAAUAACCUUGUUAUAAACUGUUCUAGUUACAUCAUAUCCAAAUUCAGACUAAAAAGAAACAAAAGCAGAUUAAACAUCGAACACGAUUAAGAUGACUCAAACCGAAUCAUCUUUUGCAACUGAAUGUGAACGCUCCUAAUCCGUUUGUGGCUAUCAAAAGUGGUUAGAAAACUUCUGAAACGAUUCAAUGUUUAAUUUGCUUCAAUUUCGUAAGUGUGAAGUGAACGAUGUCUUAGCUGCAAGGAAUUAUCAAAGGAAUCAUUUAAUGCAUGGAAAAUUAUAAAAAAGUUAACUAGUUCUUUCUUAGCCUUGACUUUGUCCAGCUGUGGUGAGAUCUUGAAUAAAAUGGGAAAAUAUGGGAAA
This is a messenger RNA of Branchiostoma floridae (Florida lancelet), 1324 nucleotides long. RefSeq lists its product as uncharacterized. Lineage: Eukaryota; Metazoa; Chordata; Leptocardii; Amphioxiformes; Branchiostomatidae. The transcript is spliced from 4 exons. The record is from RefSeq and is a predicted model, not a curated record. Bases 155 to 508 code for a protein of 117 amino acids.